Messenger RNA from Clunio marinus, 1492 nucleotides. The record is from the annotation of a GenBank genome assembly. NCBI's taxonomy places the organism in Eukaryota, Metazoa, Arthropoda, Insecta, Diptera, Chironomidae.
AACUGACUACACCAUAGAAACAUCGAAGUUUUUUUAAUAGAGAAUUGGAAUCUUGAAACCCUUUAAUGAAAAUAUUGACAUUAAUAUUACUCAAUGGCUUCUUAAGUCAAGCGAGUGCACAAAUAUUUGGAAAAUGCUACACGCCAGAUCAAUAUCGUGGUGAUUGUGUUUACUUCAAGUCAUGUCCAUCGUUAUUGGAAAUUUAUAAUAGAAGGCCGCCAUCUAAUCAGGAUCGUUUAUUUUUGAGUUUGAGCCAAUGUGGCUACCGUGAUGGGCAGCCGUUGGUUUGUUGUCGUAACUUCCCAGAAUCCACGACACUUCCACCCCCACCACCGCCAACUGCACCGACACAGAAACUAAGCCCUCUUCCAUUACCGGGAGAAUGUGGAAUAGACGCUGAAAAUCGUAUUUACGGAGGUAAUCAAACAAAUGUCGACGAGUAUCCAUGGAUGGCUUUGUUGGAAUAUUCUAAACCAAACAAUAGGAGAGGAUUCCAUUGUGGUGGUGUUUUGGUAACAAGCCGCUAUGUUCUAACAGCAUCACAUUGCGUGAAUGGUAAAGAUUUGCCAUCGACAUGGUCAUUGACUGGGGUUCGUUUAGGUGAAUGGGAUACAUCAACAGAAAUUGAUUGUGACGAAUCUUUUGUAAAUGAAAGAGUUUGCAACGAUCCACCAGUUGACGUUGCUAUCGAAGAAAAACUUCCACAUCCAAAUUACGAUCCUUUUGCUUCAAAUCAACACAAUGAUAUUGCCCUUCUAAGAUUAAUUCAAAACGUUCCUUUCUCUAUUUACGUGAGACCAAUCUGCUUGCCUGUUGAUUCAAGUAUUCGGAACAAAGAUUUUGUAAAACAAACAUUAAGUGUUGCUGGAUGGGGUAAAACUGAAAAAGUUUCAGCCUCAAAUUUGAAAUUGAAAGUAAAUGUUGAUGGAGUAUCGAACGAUGAUUGUCAAAGAGUUUAUAGCAGUGAAAAUCGUCAAAUUGUUGAUUCUCAAGUUUGUGCUGGAGGAAAAAAAGGUUUUGACAGUUGUCGAGGUGAUUCUGGAGGGCCAUUAAUGAGACAAAAUGAAAGAGGAACGCCACCUUAUUGGUAUCUUGUAGGUUUGGUAUCAUAUGGACCUUCUCCCUGCGGAAUGGAAGGAUGGCCUGGUGUUUAUACGAGAGUUUCAAAUUACAUCGAUUGGAUUGAACAAACCAUCAAGCCAUAAACUGAAUCUGCAUGUACAUAAAAUCAAUAAAAAUGAAAUCAUUUGAUACAAACUAAAUUUACCAAUAAAAUCUUACUUUUUUUAAUUACAAGUACACAUAAACCUAUGCUGGAGAAAAUUAUCAAUUCACAUGAUUGAUAAUCAAUUGCUUUGAUGAAUAUUUUUUUCUGGUUUAUAUGUUUCGCUUUUAUGUUUCGUCAUGGAUAUUACAUAUAUAUUCAAAGUAAUAAUAUUUAAAUAUCAUUAGAAGCAUAAAAAUAUAGAUUUAGAUUUCAGUUUUAAACGCC